GAGACCAAAGACAAUUCUAUAACCACUUAUAAAAGGAAGGGUCGAUAUUUCCGGGUUGUCUAAUACAAAAGUCAAGCAAUCGGAGGACAGAGACACACCAACUGCCUUGAUAUUUUCUAAGUUCCCAAAUUUGCAUGGAAUCUUGUUAUCUUGCGCUCCUUUUCUCUGCUUCUUCUCAUUUUGGCGCAACUUAGCCGGCUUUAAAACCUCUCUCACUUAUUGUCAUCCAUCGUCAUUUACCAUAUUAUACUUUUUCUUUGGCAGUGUGAAUGAAACUUAUUUAGAGCAAGAAAAAUAAGAAGCUUGAGUUGACGCAGUCAGAUUUUUAGUGUAACAACUCUUGCAAUACCUAGUAAAGGGCUUACUUCAUUGGAGGGGAAGAAUUAUGAACUGCUUCGGAUGUUGUGGAGAAGAUGAUAUUCAUAAAGUUUCUGAAAAUGGACCAUUUGUACCAAAUAACUCAGCAAGCAAUAACGGAGGUUAUUACAUGAAAGAAGCUGCCCCAAAGGAAACACAGGCAGUAAAGGUUCAACCUAUAGCUGUCCCAGCCAUUUCAAUUGAUGAACUCAAGGAAAAAACAGAUAAUUUUAGUGCAGACUCAUUAAUUGGUGAGGGCUCAUAUGGAAGAGUGUAUUUUGGUGUUCUGAGAAGUGGGCAAUCUGCAGCCAUCAAGAAAUUAGAUUCCAGUAAGCAACCAGACGUGGAAUUUCUAGCACAGGUUUCCAUGGUAUCAAGACUUAAACAAGAAAAUGUUGUUGAGCUCGUUGGUUAUUGCACUGAUGGCCCGCUACGUGUCCUUGUCUAUGAGCAUGCUUCUAAAGGAUCUCUUCAUGACAUUCUUCAUGGAAAGAAAGGAGUAAAAAGAGCAGAGCCAGGUCCUGUUUUGUCAUGGGUGCAAAGAGUUAAAAUUGCUGUUGGGGCAGCAAGAGGACUUGAAUAUCUACAUGAAAAGGCAGAGCCUCGUAUCAUCCAUCGCAAUAUCAAAUCGAGCAAUGUAUUACUUUUUGAAGAGGAUGUUGCUAAGAUUUCUGAUUUCGAUUUGUCAAAUCAAGCACCUGAUAUGACAGCACGUAUGAAUUCCACGCGUGUUCUUGGGAACUUUGGUUAUCAUGCUCCAGAAUACGCUAUGACAGGACAGAUGAGUGCAAAGAGUGAUGUUUAUAGCUUUGGUGUUAUCCUGCUGGAACUCUUAACUGGGCGGAAACCUGUUGAUCAUACUCUGCCGCGUGGACAGCAAAGCCUUGUGACAUGGGCCACUCCAAAACUCAGUGAAGAUAAGGUGAAGCAAUGCGUUGACGCUAAGUUAAAUGGAGAAUACCCUUCUAAGGCAGUUGCAAAGGUACCGAAGAUGAUGGCUGCAGUUGCUGCUUUGUGUGUGCAAUAUGAAGCUGAUUUUCGGCCAAAUAUGAGUAUAGUUGUCAAAGCUCUCCAGCCUCUGCUCAACACUCGUUCCGGUCCUCCCCACUGAAAUCACACUUGUGAAUCAACCCCAAAACUAUUUUGAUUCAUUGAGAUUUGUUAUGUAAAUGGGUGCUAUACAUAAUAGCUGAUGUAAUUUUGAUGUCUUUGCUCAAGAGUUUUUAAGUUUACUGGAUUUUCUGUAUUUAACAUUGAAUUUUACCACAAAUUCAAUUAUGCAAGAAAUCCCCCGAGUUCUGUUAAUUUCUGCAUUUCU
Messenger RNA from Pistacia vera, 1675 nucleotides. RefSeq names its product pto-interacting protein 1-like. The record is from RefSeq and is a predicted model, not a curated record. Bases 386 to 1468 code for a protein of 360 amino acids. The transcript is spliced from 8 exons. Gene Ontology annotation, biological process: protein phosphorylation. Gene Ontology annotation, molecular function: ATP binding; protein kinase activity. Lineage: Eukaryota; Viridiplantae; Streptophyta; Magnoliopsida; Sapindales; Anacardiaceae.